GACACUUGAAACGUCAGAUUCAAGUGCCGGGUGCCGGUGUGUAGUUCGAGAAGUUUGCGGUUAAUGCGUACGAAGUGAACAAGUGAUCGCUCACCAAAGGACAGCAAUGGAUCUUACGUACAUGCCAGGUGAAUUAGAUUAUAAAAAUGAAAAGAAAAGCAACGAUUCUGAUAUGAAGAGAGAACAUGAUUCAGUGGAUGAUUUUGAGCAUCUCGAUCCAGAUUCAUCCCCUGUUGAUAGCCAUUCAAAAGAUUUUUCAACGAUCGAAAAGUUUGAAAAUAUGUAUUCUAGUUCUGAGAAAUUGACAGGAAAAGACGUAGAUACAUCCGUUAAAUUAUUGGAAGAAGUCACUCAUGAUGAAUUGGAUUUGCUGGCUAAAAAUACAGAAUCUUUGGCAGACUGUAAUAUUUCCUCAAGUAUUAAAGACUUGAAAUCAGACUUUGACGAUGAAGUACAUCAAAUCAAAAGCAAAGUAGAUGUAACUAAUGAAGGGUCUAGUUUGUUAGAUUUUGGAAUAAGUAGUGAUAUCCCUCCCACCUCAUCAAAUGGUAAAUCUGAAAUGGUUUUGUCAAAUGACAAAUCUGAAAUUGAUGCAAUCAACAAAAAAUUCAUAUCUUCAGAAAUUGGAAUCCAUGAGGAAAAGACUGAAAAUGAAAGUGACUUAUUAAAUUUAGGCCAUGAGACUGAAAAUGGUGAUAAGUUUGUCAAAGAUUUACCUCUUACUGAUGAUCAUUUAAACAAACAAAUGAGUGAUAAAGACAUCACAAAAGAGGAAUUGGAUUUCGAUAAUACUAAAUCUAUGAAAGAAGCUGAUGCUUUAUCACAAUAUGAAAUAAAACCUGAAAAGAAGGAUAUUGGGAAGAAAGAUGAAUUAAUUGAGGAAAGUUCUGAACCAGCCUUUAAACAGGAAAGACAAGAGGCUGAACCAGAACCAGCUAAACCUGAAACGCCAUUACCAAUUCAACAGCUGGAAAACGUAACAGAAGAAUUGCAUGAAUCUAAAUUAGAACCUUCAAAAAUACAAGAAGAAUCACCAGAAGAAUCACAUGAGUUACCAAGCAAAGAAGAUAAUCCGUUAAAACACUUUAUUGCUGUUUGUCCUCCAAAACCUUCUUCGGCAUCUGAUACGGUGCCUUCUUUUACAUCUGAUACGGUAAAGGAAGUUGUGAAGAAAGUCUCUAUUUCAGAUCUAGAUGACAUCAUAGGACCCGAAGAUGUAUUCAAACGCAUUGGUCUUGACGCGUGGUUUACCCCAGAUCGACUACACCCGAUAGUGGAGGCGCUGGUGUAUUGGCGGGACCCCAAGAAGUCGGGGGUCGUGUUCGGCAGCAUCAUGGCGAUCCUGCUGUCCCUCUGCUACAUGUCCCUGAUCAGCGUUGUGGCCUACUCGUCCCUACUCGCUCUCACAGGCACCGUCUGCUUCCGCAUCUACAAGAACAUCCUGCAGGCAGUCCAGAAGACCAGUGAAGGCCAUCCUUUCAAGGAGUUCCUGGAACUGGAACUGUCCCUGCCUCAAGACAAGGUGCGGGAGAUUGUCGACACAGCAGUGGUCCACAUCAACGCCGCUAUUGUCGAGCUGCGACGACUCUUCUUAGUCGAAGACCUCGUAGAUUCCAUCAAGUUCGGAGUCUGUCUGUGGUGUUUAACAUAUGUUGGCGCCAUCUUCAAUGGAAUGACUCUUGUCAUCUUGGUGUUUGUGGCCCUGUUCACGGUACCCAGGAUCUACGAGAACAACAAGGCCAGCAUCGACACAUACAUUGACAUGGGACGGAGCAAGGUGGCAGAGAUCACAUCCAAGGUAAAAGCUGCAGUUCCCAUCGGCAAGAAGGAACCUGAGAAAGACAAGGAACAGUAAACUGUGUUGGCGAACGAUGGAGGGAAGACGGACUGCUGUCCACAGAGAACUGCCAACGCACUAUACCCAAUCAUUCACAUCUAGUUGUAGUGCUCGGCAGAUCAUCACUUGUUUCGUCCUGUCAUUUUUAUCAUUUCAUUUUAAAUGUUCGUUAUUUUAUUUGUUACAAAUAUUUUUUCAUAACUACUAUUAUAUAGGCCUACAUUUGUUUAACUAGUUUUAACAUCUCGUUUAUUUUUCCAAGCAAUAUACACUAUAACAUCUAAUGUAUUACCAGUUUUCAGUCGUCUAUUCGGAGCAGGGUGGAAAUGACAAAUUAUUUUGUUGUGUUUGUAUUAAUAAUUGUUCCUGAGCUAUACAGAAGCAUUAAACUUUUUUUCAAUGAGCUAUAUAUUUUGCAAUAUUUUUACUUUUUAUAGAAAAUAGAGUUAAAUCCUCUUUGAAGUAUUUAUAUAUAAUUGUUCUCGUGCAAUGAAAACCUAUAAAAUCGCUUUAAAAGCUUGAAUCAAACAAGAAAGGAAAGUUUUGUAUAAAGUUUAUUGAAACGUUUAAUCGAUUAUGUUGCAUGCUUGAAACUCUAUCCGUGUUGACUCUGCCUGUUACCGUGUCCGUUGGUUAUUUUAUACAGCCCUUGUUCAUUUCAGUGUUGCUUGUUUUCUGCUAGUGAAUCGUCGUUGUCACGUAAAAUAUUGUUUUUAUAUUGGUCAAAUAAAAAAAGACUAUUUUUCAAGUUUAUGGUUAAACACCUUAUCUCCUUGUGUAUAGUGGAAGGAUGUUGACAUAUAUAUAUAUAAAUAUCUUAUUUAUUAUUAUACGUAGUUAUGCUGUCAAGAAAGAAAUUAGUGUUAAGAUUUAAACUAUAUACAGUUUUAUAAAUAUUCUACAAAUGGUUCGACUUAUUCUGACUGAUAAAAACGCACGGUAAGUUUUUAAGACUUUUUCCAAGAGUGUAAGAUUUUUAAGCCGUUUUAGAAGAGUGAAUGCAUUUUUACUUAAUUUCCUCACAUUAUAAUUUGUAACUCCUUGUUUAGCUUGAUGUAAUGUGGCUGUUAAACUGUGAGAAAGGAGGGGGAGGGGGGAAUUGUGAUGGUGCAAUGGUCGAGUGCUUCACACGAUCAGAUCUUUGUAAAGUUAAUUUAUUUCUAAAUGUACCGCUGGUGGAUAGAUUAAGUAUAGGACCCUUGUAGGUUAAGUUUCUGUUAUGUGCUUUGUACACUAAAUACAGAGGUGAAAAAAACUUA
Homalodisca vitripennis (glassy-winged sharpshooter) is the source of this 3096-nucleotide messenger RNA. It is a transcript of the gene Rtnl1, whose product is annotated as reticulon-1-A. Lineage: Eukaryota; Metazoa; Arthropoda; Insecta; Hemiptera; Cicadellidae. The transcript has 6 exons. The record is from RefSeq and is a predicted model, not a curated record. Bases 107 to 1855 code for a protein of 582 amino acids.